This is a messenger RNA of Monoraphidium neglectum, 2115 nucleotides long. RefSeq lists its product as hypothetical. Lineage: Eukaryota; Viridiplantae; Chlorophyta; Chlorophyceae; Sphaeropleales; Selenastraceae. Gene Ontology annotation, molecular function: alpha-1,4-glucan glucosyltransferase (UDP-glucose donor) activity. Bases 1 to 2115 code for a protein of 704 amino acids. The transcript is spliced from 16 exons. The record is from RefSeq and is a predicted model, not a curated record.
AUGGCCGUUGACCAGCCCGCCUACAAGGUACAGAUCGCCUACUGCAGCACAGGGCGGCCCCUGGAGAGCUGCGACCUGAUCUACGCUCACGCAGGCCACAGCGGCUGGCUCGACAAGCAGGACGUCCAGCUGACCCGCAGCGAGGCAGACCCCACUCGCUGGGAGGGCGUGUACUUCCUGCCAGCCAGCCAGCUGGCCAACCCCAGCCACGCGGAGGUGCAGCUGGUUUUCAAGGGCGUGCGCCACGGCUGGGGGGAGGCAUGGGACAACAACUCGGGCAAAAAUUGGAACCUGGUGGUCGAGCUCGCCCACAAGGAGGGGCUCGUUCUGCCGGCCCUGAAGGGCGGCGCGCUGCGCACGCUGGUCAGCAGCCUGCUGGUGCGCCUCGACGCGCUGCUGUCCGCCAGCCUGCUGACGGCGGAGCAAUUUGCGGUGCUGCGCAACAAGGCCUGGGCGCAGGACUUUGGGCUCAUACGCGCGUACGACUCGGUGCGGUCGGUCGCCGACGACCACGCGGUGGCGUCGCUGCUGCUCAGCCGCUUCAACUUCCUGCGCCGCCCGGGGCUCCACGUGGUGCACAUCGCGUCGGAGAUGGUACCUGUGGCCAAGGUUGGAGGCCUGGGGGACGUUGUCACAGGGCUGGCCAAGGCGCACCAGCAGAGCGGCAUCCUGUGCGAGGUGGUGCUGCCAAAGUAUGACAUCUGCAACUAUGCGGCGCUGACUGACCUGCGCGUGCUGCGCGUGAUCAACGUCGAGUACGGCGGAGCCAGCGUGCCCACGCGCGUCUGGAGCGGCGUCUCGGAGGGGCUGCCUGUCUACCUGCUGGAGCCCGAGAACGGCUUCUUCUGGCGCAAACAGUUCUAUGGCGCCAACGAUGACCUGGAGCGCUUCAUGUUCUUCUCCCGCGCCGCCCUGGAGUGGCUGGCGGUCAGCGGCAAGCAGCCCGACAUCAUACACCUGCACGACUGGCAGAGCGCCGCCGUGGCCCCGCUGCUGGCGGAGGAGUACCGCGCCCGGGGCUUGUCGCGGCCGCGCUGCGUGUUCACCAUCCACAACAUCGCUUUCCAGGGCUGGCUCUCCCCCGACUUCCUGGCCAAUGUUGGCCUGGACCCCCAGCGCAUGGCCCAGCCGUGGCACAUGCUGGACGACAGCCGCCCCGGCUUCACGCCCGGCCAGCACGACUGCAGCCUGCUGCGCGGCGCCGUCGUCUUCAGCGACCGCACCACAACAGUCAGCCCCACCUACGCGAGGGAGGCCAUCCUGUCCCAGCACCGCCACAAGUUCAGCGGCGUCCUCAACGGCAUCGACCACGAGUCAUGGUGCCCCGAGCACGACGCCUUCCUGCCCGCCCGCUUCUCCGCGGCCGCCCCCGCGGCCAAGGAGGUGUGCAAGCGGCUGCUCCUGGAAGAGCUGGCGCUGCCCUACGCGGCCCCCUCCUGGGUGCUGGCCGAGGCCGCCGCCGUGCAGGCCGCCGCGCUCAACGGCAGCGCUGCGGCCGCGGCGGCGGCCGGGGCGGCAGAGGCGCCCGCGCAGCCAGGGCGGCCGCUGCUGGCGGUGGUGUCGCGGCUGACAGUGCAGAAGGGGCUGCCGCUGAUCCUGCACGGCAUCAAGACGGCCAUUGCGCGCGGCGCACAGGUGGUGGUGCUCGGCACCGCGUCGGAGCCCGAGGUGCAGCGCCAGUGGGAGGACAUGGCGCGCGAGUACGGGCGCGGCGGCGACGCGCGGCUGGUGCUGCGCUACGACGAGGGCCUCGCCCACAGGAUCUACGCGGGGGCCGACAUGAUCCUGAUCCCCUCAUUCUUCGAGCCGUGCGGCCUCACCCAGCUCAUCUCCCUGCGCUACGGCACCGUCCCGAUCGUCAACCACACCGGGGGCCUGGCGGAUACGAUCCGUGACGUGGCGGACCAGGGGGUCCCCGACCGCGACAGGAACGGCUUCGUGUUCAGCGGCCGCGGAGAGGCAGCCGUGGAGGCGGCGGUGCACCGCGCGAUGGACGCGUUCCUCAAGGGCAACGAGUGGUGGCGCAGCGACCUGGUGCCGCGCGCGAUGCAGCAGGACUGGAGCUGGUCGCGCUCCGCCCAGUCGUACCUGGACCUCUACAGGGGGUGCCUCUGA